Poecilia reticulata (guppy) is the source of this 7891-nucleotide messenger RNA. RefSeq names its product gamma-aminobutyric acid type A receptor subunit alpha2a (gene gabra2a). Gene Ontology annotation, biological process: monoatomic ion transmembrane transport. Gene Ontology annotation, molecular function: extracellular ligand-gated monoatomic ion channel activity; GABA-A receptor activity. Lineage: Eukaryota; Metazoa; Chordata; Actinopteri; Cyprinodontiformes; Poeciliidae. Gene Ontology annotation, cellular component: membrane. The record is from RefSeq and is a predicted model, not a curated record.
UUACUUCCAUCAUGAGAAUAUUAGGCUAAUGUGUGAUGGAUGUUUGAUUUUUUUUUUUUUUAGCCUCCUGUCCUGAUUAAUCCGAGUUUCUUUAGUUUCUAUUUACGCAAAUCAUAAUGGCAAUCAAUUUUCCUUUUUUUUUCUAAAGUAAUUUGUGUUACCCUCUUUUGCUCUGAUGAUAUUUGCGGAGAAGAACGAGCUCAGAUGUAUCUCAGCGCUUUCCCUAAUCCUGAAUGGGCUUCGUCAGAGCAGAGGACGCUCACCGUGCGCAGCCGCGCGCUCUCACGCACAGACUUCCUCAGCAGGGAGCCUCUCUCCCCGCGCAGUUUUCGUUUUCAGCUUCGGUUGUUUGGAGGAGAGUCUGGCAGGAUGGAAGAUCUCUGACCGCCUUCAGACCUACGCACAUCUCCGCUAUACGCGCAUCACGGUUUCCCUUAGCAACGGCGGGCACACCUGUCGAGCUUCAGGCUCCAGUCAUGAGAAGAGAAAGAAGCUCGCGUCGUCUGUGUGUGCUGGUCUGCUUCAUCGCUCUGUGGCAAACACGGUCGAGAGCAGCCUGUAAUUCAACACAGAACUCCAAAGACAUUGCAACGUUCACCAAAAUCCUGGACAGUCUCCUGGAUGGGUAUGACAACAGACUCAGGCCUGGCCUUGGAGACCGAGUGACAGAAGUAAAGACAAAUGUCUACGUGACCAGUUUUGGACCAGUGUCUGACACAGAUAUGGAAUACACAGUGGAUGUCUUCUUCCGUCAAAGCUGGUUGGAUGAACGGCUGAAGUUCCAUGGACCAAUGAACACUCUUCCUCUCAACAAUCUGAUGGCCAGUAAGAUUUGGACCCCUGACACAUUCUUUCACAAUGGCAAGAAAUCUGUGGCCCACAACAUGACCAUGCCCAACAAACUUUUACGGAUCAUGGAGAAUGGAACUCUGCUCUACACCAUGAGGUUAACAGUUCAAGCUGAGUGUCCCAUGCAUCUGGAGGAUUUCCCCAUGGACUCACAUUCAUGUCCGCUUAAGUUUGGCAGCUAUGCCUACACAAAGACAGAGGUAACUUACAUCUGGACAAGAAACGCCUCCCAGUCAGUAGAUGUAGCAGAUGAUGGGUCAAGGCUCAACCAGUAUGACUUGGUUGGACAGACUGUUGGAAAGGAGACCAUUAAAUCCAGCACUGGCGAAUACACAGUGAUGACGGCUCAUUUCCACCUAAAGCGGAAGAUUGGAUACUUUGUGAUCCAGACGUAUCUUCCCUGCAUCAUGACAGUCAUCCUAUCCCAGGUUUCCUUCUGGCUCAACCGGGAAUCAGUGCCUGCUAGAACUGUGUUUGGAGUGACCACAGUUCUGACAAUGACGACCCUGAGUAUUAGUGCCCGUAACUCUCUGCCAAAGGUGGCCUAUGCUACUGCCAUGGACUGGUUCAUUGCAGUCUGCUAUGCAUUUGUCUUUUCUGCUCUCAUUGAGUUUGCCACUGUUAACUACUUCACCAAGCGAGGCUGGGCUUGGGAUGGAAAAAGUAUUGUCAACGACAAGAAAAAGGAAGCGACUGUCAAGAAGGAGAAGAACACCUACGCUGUAGCUGUGGCUAACUACAAGCCCAACAUCACGAAAGACUCAACACUGCCCACCAUCUCCAAGUGCACUCUGAACGAGCCCAACAAGAUCACAGGAGGAACGAAGCCCGAGCAGAACAAGAAAACCUUCAACAGCGUCAGCAUUAUCGACCGCAUCUCCCGUAUUAUGUUCCCUGUGUUGUUUGGCACCUUCAACCUAGUCUAUUGGGCCACUUACCUGAAUAGAGAAAAAGUAAUCAAGGACCUGGAUCCAGCUAAAUGAGCAGCAAGGGCCCAGCACAACAACACGUCACACAUUCAGGACAACAACGCUUAAUUACAGCAGCUUUGGUUACAUAAAGCUACCUUCUCUCAUUACUGGACACAAUUUUCAGCCAGUAUAGAUACACAUUUCUAAAUUAGUAUAGAGCACAUCAAAUUUUCAUGAAAUCUUUUCUUAAAGAUAUAUUAUGAUGAAGUCCUAUAAAAUACAACAUAAACCAGGACAACUGAAAUGCUGCAGGAUAUAAGGUUCUGCAGUUCCCCUCAGGUUCAAAGAGGCGUUUUCUCUUCACCUUUACUAAGUUUACAAAAGCUCUUAGAAAAAUUACUGUCUUCAACCUGCUUGGAGCCAAUCAGCAGAAAGAUGAGGCAAUCAGAUGUUUAUGAUAUCAGGCGAGCUGUGCAGUUUACGGGAAUGAGCAUUCCAAGAAAAAGUAUCUGAUUAUACUAUAUCACAAAUAUCUGAAUAUUUUUUCAAAUACUGUGUAAACACACUCAGAUAUAUAUUGAUAUAAAGUUUAGCCCAAAUAUUUACAUAGACUGUGUGAAAGGAAGCUGCAUGGUGGCUCAGUUGUUAACACUAAAACACAGGUUUUGAUGCCCAGCCUCUGUUUUUUUAUGCAUGGAGUUUGCAUGGUCUCCCUGUGCAUGGACGGGUUUUCCCUGGGUACUCCAUCUUCCCCCCACAUUCCAAAAACAUGACUGGUGAAUUGGUUAGUCUAAAUAGCCCUUAUAAAUGUGUGUGUUUGUGUGUUAUUUGUCCUGUUUGUCUCUGUGUUGCCCCGUGAUGGACUGGUGACUUGUCCAGGGUGUACUCCACCCUGCCUAUCAAUCCAGCUCAAUGACUGCUGGAGGUAGGGACCCCCGGAUCCUGCAAGGAUAGGUGGGUACAGAUAAUAGAUAGAUGUGAUAAAUGAUAUAUAAUAAUUUUUUUCUCACUGUCUCACCAAAUUUUCUUAUUUUUGAUCAGUUUAGAUCUGUAGCACCAACAUAGCACCAAUUCUAUAAUGCUGAUUCGCAACAAAUGCCGUCACAAGGCACUUUACAAAAUAGACAAAUCCCAUUGAUUGACAGAAAUAUGAAGUCAAUUCAAUCAAUCACAUAGACAGAUUUCAAAUGAACUACAAUACCUGUUAAAUCCCACAAAAACAAAGAUCAAUUUAUUAGGUCAAUUGGUAAAAUGUUUUCUAUCUAAGAAAAUCUGGCCAAUUGCUUCAAGUUGUUAACUUUGCAGAAAUCACUCAGAGAUGUGGGGAAAGUGGAAAGAAAAACUCCCUCAUGUACACCCUGAGAGCAUUUCUUAAUCCACAACAUUUGAAUUAAACAGAAAAAAACACACGAGGGUGUAUUUCAAGGCAACAUCUCAAACAUAUUGUGUCUUUUUGUGAAAACCAAAAUAAAUUAGCCAAGAUUUAUUUUGCCUGAUUUAUUUUUGCCAACAUAAAUCAGUCAAGAUAUUAGCAAGAGAGUACUUACUAAUAUCUUGUAAGUAUAUUAGUAAGCCAAGAAAACUGUGGACCUUCAUAUGUCUGGUCCUUCCACGGGUACAAUUUUGAGAUUCCUGAAGAUGUCAUGUUGUGGAAAACAGAUUGAAACAAUUAUUUAAGUAUAAACCGCAUGAAUGUCCAGCCAUUAUGCUGUUCAUGAAGGCGUCAGGUUCUGUUUCCCAGAGGAAAACAUGUUGUGGUGUGAAAUGUUUGAAUUAAACCUAGAACAUAUUUUGUAAAGAUGGUGACUAUAGUAGCUAAUAGUGGUAUUUUCCGCAGUGAAACUAAUAUCUUACUCCAUGGGCUGCAAGGCCACUCAGAGAGGAAGAAGUAAAAACUCAAAAAGCACAAUAACAAACUUCACAGUGUGCAAAUACACUCAGUGACAAAAAUCCUAAUUAGUGGAGACGUGCUUUUGUCUGAUGAACAGUAAAUGGAAAGAUGGCCAAGGAUCAAAAUGUCCAUUAUUACACGUGGAAGAAAAGAGGGAAUGGAAGGGGAUGAAAAUAGUAUUAUGUGGGAAUAUUGAUACAAAAUCUCAAGACAUCAGCCAGGAAGUAAAAGUUUGGGUGCAAAUGGGGCUGACAAAGAGACAAUGACUGAGUCAUGUUUCCAAAUUAAUCAUAAAGUGUCUAAGUGGAAAAUGUUACUGAUUUGGAGUGUUCAUUACAAAGCCUUGGUUUCAGUCACUAAGAAGAUCCAUGGCCAGAUCUAAAAGGUGUGUAUGAGAAAAGUGUCUUACAAACCUGGCGCAGUUACACCGGUUCUGUCAGGAAGAAUUACAACACAAUAUCAUAAGAAACAUUUUUACAUAUUUAGGUUUAAAAGAAGGUAUUUGUAACAAAUAGAAAAAUAUAAAGUCCCUCUUUAUACUGUUUUACUUGUAAUUCAAGAAUCUUACAAAUAAAAAUUACUUUGCUUUUUCUGACUGACCUGAAAUAAGAACUUUACUCAAAUUUGAUCAGUGAGAACAAAAUGUUAUAUGUUUUUUAUACAGUGCAUUUAAAUAUCUGGUUACAAUUGUAAUUUGGUCCAGAACCGCCGCCUGGUGGUAAUGUUGCUAUCAGUGUGUUUUUAGAAGGUGGCGGUGAACUAAAGAGACUGUUCAUAAAUAAAACUCGCACACAUCAAACUUUAGUCAAACACUUGCACAGAAAUACCUACCCCUACUUUCUCAGAGGACAGAAGAGUUUUUUUCAUCCAUUGUCGUUGUGACUAUAAUGAAAAUUUAACAAUAAUAAUAUGCCUUAUAAACCUUAGUAAUGAGUACUCUGAGAACUGUAAAAAAAAAAGGGGGAAAAGAAAGGGUUUGCAUAUUGUAGCAGUAAUCCAACAAAGUUUUCAUCCAACAUCAGGCCUUAAUAUAAUAGGUUUUCACUUCUGCUGACACUUUCAGAUGAAGUGUGGUAGAAAUAGGUUUAGAGACUUCACUGUGUUACAGUUUGUGCAGCUGUUCAAUGUAGCAAAGCAGUUGAAACCAGCUUACAAAUCAUCUGUUCGCUUAUGGCUAGCUAAUACCUGCAACUCAGUUGAAACGUAAAGAUAUUAGAGAUUCAAAUGCAGUUGUGGAUGAACUAUAUAUGUUGGUAAUGGGCCAAAAGAAUGAGGUUUUCUCUACAUAUGGAGGUUUCCUCUGUAAGCGUGAAGGUUCAUAUAUCUUUGUUUCUUGUUAACAAGUGGUGAGCAGAUAGUAAAUUAGAGUGAUUGGUUCAUUGUGGUUUAAUCUGUAGUAGUUACACCAUUGUUCCAUUUCGUUCCCAACCUCCUAGGAGCUUUACCUAGGAGGUAAAGAAAAUGUUACCUCCUAGGCUAUUAAACAGAACGUCUGUUUAAUAGAGAACCCUGAAGUGGAACCUGAACUUGCUGGAGGGACUGAAUGUCAUUUCUGACCUGAGAAAAGCUCCAGGAAUAAGCCAAGGGAACUCUACAUUCAAAAAAGGGGGAUGAAUUUGUGAUAUAUAACAGAGAUUUGACAAGGAAGCAAAUUCUUUCAAGUGAAAGUGAUUGCAGGGAAACAGCAGUACUUGACAUCUUGUGCUUCAAGAAACAAUAGUCAAAGGUAGCAUGAUUGCCUCUGGAAAAAAACAGCUCAGAGUCAACAAGCCAACAGUUACUUUGCAGAUGUAGAAAUCACUGGUACUAAUGUUUUACAUGCUGAUUUAUUUUCUAAAUACUGCUCAGGCAAUUUGAGCAUGUGCCUUAAUCAACCAGCAAAUGAGUGCUUAAUGAAAUUCUCGACUGUCUGGCAGUGGAUUUUAAAUUCUGACUUCGUGUUUUGCUGCACAUCCAAUGACACAUCCAGUGUCAGGUAUAAUGCAUAUCCAAAUCUUUUACUUUAAUUUAAUAAUUAAUGUUAAGUCCUCGUCUCCAUUUACGUAAGACAAGAAAAGAACCUUGUUGUGGGUGUAAGACGGUGUCCUCCACAGUCAGGCACAUUAAAAAAGCUGGUUGUGGGUUUCUAUGACAUCACAUCUCCCAGUGAUGUUUAUAUUGCCAUUUUGGAUGUCAGCAUGCCAACAUAAAAAGGGUAUUACAAACAGUCAAGAAUGUUUCUUAGUUUUAUGUGAGACAAGACAAUGGGUUGCUGUGAUGCCAAUACUGAAUUAUCGAGAAGAUCCAUCUUCAGUUUUCACUGCCAAACAGAAAAAUGCUAAAGAGGAGGAGUAUUUAUGGAGUUGCCAGAGUUUAGUAAUCCCAAUACCUCAUCACCAUGCCAGGUGUCCUUGCUUGUAAAAUAAGCUAAAUUACCCAGCCUGCAGGAUAUAUUAAAGCUGAGAACAGGCCUAACUGAAGCAUUACAAACACUUUAUCUUCACUAGUUGAAUUUUUGACAGUUUGGCUUGCAAUCCAGAGAUCUGAUUCAGCCAUUUAACUCAUAGCAGCAAAUAAACAAUGUCUACAAAAUAGUCAUCUUUUCUAUCUGAAUUUAUUGCUUUACAGCAGCACAGCUAGUGUCUGUUCCAAUACUUUAUUUCACUGCUGUGGUUAUCUGAUCAAUAUUUAUAGUGAAGGUAGAUAGCCAGUCUAGUAGUUUAUGUUACAUAACAAGCAGUUCUGUAAAAUAGCAUUUCACCCUUUACAGAUUUUUUGUUUUUUGUUUUUUUCUCACACUUUCAUGUUUCCAAUUAUAAGACUGAUAUUCAAAGGGAAAACAAUUUUCAACCAACAAUUUUAAAAACACCAUUUAGGAACACAGCUAAAUAAGCUGAACCCUUGUGUUACAGGAGGUAUUUUCAAAGAAGAGUUUGUUAAAAUUCCUGCACAGUGAUGUAAAAGAAUAAUUGCCAAGAGCUGUAAAUGUUCCCAGUGACAGAACCACUAGGUAGAUUCAAACAGAACCGGGCUUAAAAAGACACACAGUUUAAACCUAUAAGAGGGUAAAUACUUUUUGACAACACAGUAUCUCAUGUGAAAUAAGCUGUGCUACUUAUAGAUGUGAUAACCAAUGAAAUAAGAUUGAAUAUUUUGUUAUGUUGCUGUAAGAUGCUCUAAUCUCUCAGGAAAGAAAAAAAAAAAUCUGUGUGGAAAAUCCGUUUUUCACAGUAUUUCCCAAUGGCACAGCUGCAGAUCCUCUGUCUGCUCUUGUGGCUUUUGUAUUUUUAUGUACCUGUUAACAAUUGCAGGGAUGACAUGGACCCAGUCUUUCUAGAUGUAAUGAUCUAGGUUUUUUCUCCAACAUCUGUGCUGUAGUUAACAGUCCACAGCCAACAUGGGUGUUAAUGGAAGUCAAAGCAUACAAUUGUCACCUCCUUACUUUCUAUGAAGAAAACAAUGAUGUCAUGCUACAAAUACCAUAAGAACAAACCAAGCGUUGAAAUUUCUUCACCACAUCAACAAUAUGUUCGUUUGGUAACUUCUGCUCUUCUCUCUGCUUCAACUGUGCUAUCUUAGUAGUUUAGUUUUGUAUAAUGCAUACUUUUUCAUGAGGCGACAGAAAAUGAAAAGUGUAGUAAAAAUCAAUAAGAUGUUGGCUCAUUGGGUCACAGUAAUGUAGCCUUGGAUUACCAAAGUUUUUUUGGUAAUUCUUUAAGACCUCACUGCUCAGCCUGUAGCUUUUUCAAAGCACAUGCUAUCCAUCUUUCCUUAACCUAGUUUUAAGUUGUGUACUGCGAAAGAUUGUUCUGAUUGGAUGCACGUGUUUGUUUCUAUGAAAUUUGUACUCGCCGUCUCGAUGUUUGUCUUUGUGGUGUUAUUGUUUUUGUUUAUUGGCAUUAUUCUAUAAAAAAACAUGUAGCACAUAAGAAGGACUUACUCUCCUAAACAUUCCCUUCAACAAAAAAACACUGUGUUAGCACUAAAAUAUGUUGAAUACUAUGUAUGUGUAAAAUUGCAAUCCUUUUAAAUGACAUUUUGUUGAAAGCAAAUUUUGUGCAUUUAUUAUAUGUGUAGCUAUAUUAACACUGUGCUUUUGAGAUACUUUACAAUUUAUUGGUAUUUUAGAGGAGUGAAGAUAUUUUGUUUUGCACAUUUAUUUACGCUUGAAACUUUCUCUGUAAGAUUGAAGUCUUUUUGUGCUGUUGUAUUUUCAAAGAAGACUAAAUAUUUCUGUAAUAAAGAUGAUGCAAAUAACUCA